AUGCUGGCGGAGUCGUGUUUUGAGUCUACUAAAAAAGUAACACCCCCCUCACCCCCCCACCCGCGCCUCAAUCCUCGCUGCAGUGGUGCAAACAAUGCUGGCGGAGAGGGUGGUGGCAGCAGUGAGCCUCGCCCCUCCCGACACUUUCUCCGCCUCUUCUCUCCCCCCCUUCCCCUCCCCAUAACCCCUGCAGUGGUGCAAACAAUGCUGGCGGAGAGGGUGGUGGCAGCAGUGGGACCCAUGACCUCCUCCCAGGCGCACGUGCUGUCUGCCAUCCACACACAAGUGCAGGUCCCCAUGGUAUCCUAUUCCGCCACGGAUCCCUCCCUCUCAGCCGCCUCCUACCCCUUCUUCACUCGCACCAUCCGCAGCGACGCUCUCGAGAUGCAGGCCAUAGCGGACCUAGUGACGCAUUUCAGCUGGCUGGAGGUCAUUACCAUCUACAGUGAUGAUGAUUACGGCCGAAACGGAGUCAACCAGCUGGCGGUGCUGCUGGAUAAGGCGUCAGUGGACGUGGUGAAGAGCAUCGCUGUGCCGCUGGACGCAUCCCUCUCAGACAUCAUCGUGCGUCUGCUCGCCGCUCAGAAGCUGGAAUCCACCGUCUUCAUCCUGCAGCUCAACCUCGCGCUCAUCGUGCCCGUGCUCACUGCUGCAUCCGAAGUGGGCAUGAUGACGCCGGGCUAUGUGUGGAUAGCCACAGAGGGAGUGACGUCGGAGCUGGAGAAUCUGCCAGAGCUCUCCACCGAAGGGAUGAUCGGCACACGCGUCCUCGUGCCGCCCAACCCCCAGCUGUCUGAGUUUGAGCGCGCGUGGCAGGCAGAUGGGGACGGGAACAUGAUCAACGGUGGUGCGGCCUUUGAUCAGACUACCACACUCUACACUCUUUUCGCCCACGACUCUCUCUCCCUCAUCGCCCGCGCGAUUCACUCGAUGCUCUAUCCCAACUCCCCGCCCUCCUACCCUCCUCCUCCUGCCACCAACGGCAACGCCAGUGGCAAUGGCAAUGGCCUUAAUAGCACUGGGAGGCUGGCAGGAGCAGAAGCAGCGACAGGGGGAGUGGGGGCGGGGGGCGGGGGUACGAGUGGGGGAGUGGUGGGUUUGGAGCGGUGGCAAGCAGUGGAGUUGCCAAAAGGAGGGGGGGUGUUGACUGAUUUGGCUAGGCUGCAAGAGAACCUUGGUGCGUGCAUGAUAGGGAGUGCAAGUGCAUG
Messenger RNA from Closterium sp. Naga37s-1, 1208 nucleotides. The record is from the annotation of a GenBank genome assembly. NCBI's taxonomy places the organism in Eukaryota, Viridiplantae, Streptophyta, Zygnematophyceae, Desmidiales, Closteriaceae.